AUGGACACCCUUGUCACCAGUCUCCCUCCGGAUGUUGGGGCCAUCCUCAUGCGAAACAUCGCAGUCAUCGAGAUUGUGUCCAUGUUUUCAAUCGGCGCAUACAAUUCUCUCGAGACUGUCGUCCUCAUCUUUGAUGCGUUCAAGCACUACGGUGGACUAUACUUUUGGAGUAUGCAAGUUGCAGCAUGGGGGAUCCUCGUGCAUGCUAUCCCAGCAAUGGCUCGCUUCAUGUCCCAGUCUUCCAAUCUGGCGGUCUCCAUUCCGUUCAUGAUCGGAUGGUACGCGAUGGUCACUGGUCAAGCGAUCAUGCUCUAUUCACGACUAAGAAUUGUUGUCCGCGAUGCUACCCUCCUGCGAUGGGUUUUAUGGAUGAUCAUCAUCACCGCCUGCGCCUUUCAUAUACCCAUGACAGUGCUAUUCUUUGGCGUGAACAGCGGCGACACCCGCUUCGUACGGCCGGCCAUGAUCUACGAUCGUAUCCAAGUAACGGGCUUUUGCAUCCAGGACCUGAUCAUCUGCGGUUUGUAUAUGCGCGAAGCAAUGCGGUCGCUGAAAUUGAUCACGCAGAUGCGCGGUCCCGACGGACGCAAAGUCAUGAUUCACCUCAUUUGGGUGAACGUACUCGUGGUCGUCAUGAAUAUCCUGCUCCUCAUCACAGAGUACAAAGUGCACUAUAUCCAAGUCAGUUUCAAGACAGUGGUGUACAGCAUAAAGCUAAAGCUGGAGUUCUCUGUGCUCAAUCGGCUCUGCACUCUCGUGCAAUCAUCACCGUGUAUUUGUCAACAGAGUCAUACCCAACAAGGGCCACCAGACAAUGCGAACUCUCAGAACGCAAAGAUUGAAAGCUCAAACGAUCGCUCAGGCAUGAAGGAGCGGUCUGAGUUAAACCAGGUCCGCUCGCCACAAGACCUGCCGCCUUCCCAUGCCUCUGGGCUUGGAUCGACACCACCCAAGCGCCCUGAUAAUCAUAUUCGUCUGCGCGAGGACUUUUCUUCGGCGUCGACUUUCUUCGACAGUAAUCUCCCGGGAUCUGCCACGGGAUCAGCAGAAAAUUUAUGCAGAGAUGGAUCAGAAGCGUCCGAUGGAGGGCCAAAACUUGAUGUCUGA
This is a messenger RNA of Penicillium angulare, 1107 nucleotides long. RefSeq lists its product as uncharacterized. NCBI's taxonomy places the organism in Eukaryota, Fungi, Ascomycota, Eurotiomycetes, Eurotiales, Aspergillaceae. Bases 1 to 1107 code for a protein of 368 amino acids. The record is from RefSeq and is a predicted model, not a curated record. The transcript has a single exon.